This is a messenger RNA of Didymosphaeria variabile, 570 nucleotides long. RefSeq lists its product as uncharacterized. Lineage: Eukaryota; Fungi; Ascomycota; Dothideomycetes; Pleosporales; Didymosphaeriaceae. The record is from RefSeq and is a predicted model, not a curated record. The transcript has a single exon. Bases 1 to 570 code for a protein of 189 amino acids.
AUGUGCACCAAGAUCUACACCCGCCACCGCCCCUGCCCCUGCCCUACGCCCUGCCUCUACCCCCUCGGCACGCUCACCGCCUGCCGCGCUUUCCUCGCCACAGGCCGCUGUCCUCAGAGCCGCGCUAAGUGGUCCGGAGCGUACGUCGACGUCCCGUGUAAGACUUACAAGAAGGAGAAGAAGGCGACGUUGACAAUGCGGGGCCCGCGUGUUACCGGAGAGACGCAAGAUGGUAAUGGUGCUGGUCCUGAGCUGCGCGCUGCGCAGGACGAGGAUGACGGGGAGGACGGCACGCCUGGCGUUGAGGUUGGGGAUGGCUUUGGUGGGUACUCGCCUCAUGCUAGUGAUGAGAGUAUCGAUGGGGAUGUUGAGGGGGAGAGUAUUACUGGAACCGGAGAGGACGAGGAUAUGACUGAACCCGGAGAUGACGAGAAUACAACUGGAACCGGCCAGGACGAGGGUGCGGAUAGCGGUAGUGGCAGCGAGCAGGUAGAAGGUGGUGGGUCGACUGGAGAGAGCAAGAAGGCUCGGAAGACGUUUGUCGACUAUUAUUGGGAACACAGCGGAUAA